AACCACAUGUCCUGCCGUGUAGCGGCUCAUCCAGCACCGGGACACUUGUCUUCUCUUUUAAUCCUGGUCCUCCCUCUUUCCAAGAACCAGCCAUGCAUCUCAGCUCACACGAGUCGUGCCAUUCGCUUCUCUUGUUUUGCAUCCUCCUGAGGAGUUGCCAAGCCUUCAAGAACGACGCCACGGAGCUGCUGUUCUCGCACGUGAGCGCGCCGGUGCUGGAAGUUCAGAGCAAUGUGUCCCUGAACCGCGCACGGACCGGCGGGAGAGCAGCGGGCAACGCGGCGCAGGAUAGAGGCGAGCGAAGUCAAAUAGGAUGCAGAGAGCUGAGGUCCACUAAGUAUAUCUCUGACGGCCACUGCACCAGCAUCAACCCCAUCAAGGAACUGGUGUGUGCAGGCGAGUGCCUCCCAGCUCAGAUGCUUGAAAACUGGAUCGGUGGGGCAAAUGGGAGGAAAUUCUGGGCUCGUCGGAGUGGUAACCACGACUGGCGGUGCGUCAACGACAAGACCCGCACCCAGCGUAUCCAGCUGCAGUGCCAGGACGGCAGCAGCAGAACGUACAAAAUCACGGUGGUCACAUCCUGCAAGUGCAAGAGAUACUCGAGGCAGCACAACGAGUCGGGUAACAAGUUCGAGGUGCCUGUUGUGUUGCCACCACAGCUCCUGCACAAACACAAAUCCAAAAGCAAGAGGAGGUUGGGCAAGAAUCGAAUGAGUGAGAACUGGCACGAGACUCAGCCCUGAGAGCUGAGAAACAAGCAGACUGGCUCCUAACCCUCAGGAGUUUUGUCUCUGUGACAUUCAGAGGUUGUGGAUUAUCUCUCUAUGACUGGGACUUGAAUUAUGUGAAGCUGGUUCCUCACUAUGAUAGAGACUCUAAUGGGAACACUAAGGACUCAUUUUUAAAUUUUAAUCCAUGUUGUUAAAUGGACUAUGAACAGGAUGGUGUAUGGUGUGAAAUGCCCUCUGCAGCAGAUGCAUGUUCUAUAAUUAUUCUAUAGACCUGUGCUGGUGGAGAUCACCCAUAAAAAAAAUACCAAACAUUUUUUUUAAAAACUUGUGUAAAUACUUGUACAUAUAUAAACAUGUAUGUUUGUAGUAUGGCCAUGUGUAUAAGAUUUUACUAUGUAAGUUUAUGAUGUAAUAUAUUUUUAUGGCAACAUGAUCAUUUUGGCUUUACAGUGACUUCAGCAUUUGGAUGAAGUCAGGAAAAGUUUUGUUAUUAAUCACUCUUAAUAUGUCUUUGUAUGAAAUAAAUAUAACUUUUUUUUAUCACA
Messenger RNA from Melanotaenia boesemani (Boeseman's rainbowfish), 1276 nucleotides. RefSeq names its product sclerostin domain containing 1a (gene sostdc1a). Gene Ontology annotation, biological process: negative regulation of Wnt signaling pathway; negative regulation of BMP signaling pathway. Bases 93 to 743 code for a protein of 216 amino acids. The record is from RefSeq and is a predicted model, not a curated record. NCBI's taxonomy places the organism in Eukaryota, Metazoa, Chordata, Actinopteri, Atheriniformes, Melanotaeniidae. The transcript is spliced from 2 exons. Gene Ontology annotation, molecular function: BMP binding.